AUGGAUUCAGUAACACAGUCACUGGCUGCCCUGUCCUUGAAGCCCACGGCGACCGUGUCGCAUGCAGCAACCGAUUCUCCAGCAGCCUGGCGGUCAGCGCUAGCCACGACGUCCGUAUCGGGGCCCUUCGAACUCAUUAAAACCCUUGUCUACAAACCCAAGACUGCGAAAACGGCCGUCCCAGUCCCCGUCGUCGUUAUCGCGCCAGAAUCGGUCAAUCCCAGCUCUGCGGCGAUAGGCAAGAAGCUGAAUCUAAAGGAAUUGCGGUUGGCUUCCGAGGAUCUGUUGAAGGAAUUUUUUGCUUUGGACAAGGACUCGCUCUCCCCGCUCGCUCUCAACGCGGGAAAUUUCUCAAAAGUAGUCACCGUGGUCGACUCAUCGAUUGCCUCUUCAUCGUCCCAGUUUGCCCUCCACGCACAUUCAUCCAGCUCUACUGUUUUCCUCACAGGGAAGGACAUCCUUGCUUAUCUCCAGAGCCUAGAGACAGCCAAUACCAAACUGCAAGAGCUUGAUCUGUCCGAUGCAGCCCCCGCCGCCGCUCCUGCCCCCAAAGCGGCCGCCAAAGGCAAGGAAGACGCGAAAAUCGAGGGAGCCAUCCAGAUUGCCGUUGGUGUGAAGAAAGAAGUUGACUUUUCAACAUGGUAUACUAACGUGCUCCUCAAAGCUGAUAUGCUUGACUACUACAGUGUCAGCGGUUGCUACAUUCUCAAACCAUGGUCCUACAGCAUCUGGGAAGAAAUUCAACACUGGUUCGACUCUAAGAUCAAAGAAAUGGGCGUACAGAAUGCGUACUUCCCCAUGUUCGUCUCCGCCAAGGUCCUAGAGCGGGAAAAAGACCAUAUUGAAGGCUUCUCCCCCGAAGUCGCUUGGGUCACACGAGCAGGUAGCUCAGAUAUCGAGGAACCGAUUGCUAUUCGUCCGACUUCCGAGACUGCUAUGUACCCUUACUACGCGAAAUGGAUACAGAGUCACCGUGACCUCCCACUCAAGUUGAACCAAUGGAACAACGUUGUCCGUUGGGAAUUCAAGAACCCCCAGCCCUUCCUACGAACACGAGAGUUCCUCUGGCAAGAAGGCCACACCGCGCAUCUCACCAAAGCCGAAGCCGAUAUCGAAGUCCGCCAGAUUCUCGAGCUGUACCGCCGAGUAUACGAAGAGCUCCUCGCCGUCCCUGUCAUCCCCGGUGUCAAAUCCGAGAAGGAGAAAUUCGCCGGCGGUCUCUACACCACUACCAUCGAAGGGUUCAUCUCCACCUCUGGACGUGGUAUCCAAGCCGCCACGUCCCACUGUCUUGGACAGAACUUCUCCAGGCCGGAGAUGUUCAAUAUCUCUGUCGAGGAUCCCGAGGAUAAGGUUGGGCAGACGAAGCUCUACGUCUGGCAGAACUCUUGGGGUCUCUCGACGAGAUCGAUUGGUGUCAUGGUCAUGGUGCAUGGUGAUAACCAGGGUCUGGUUCUUCCCCCGCGUGUGGCUAGCAUCCAAGUGGUCGUUGUGCCGUGUGGUAUCACGGCUAAGACGUCCGACGAGACUCGCGCACAGAUCAACGACGCCUGUGAUGAACUCGCCAAGACGCUCAAGAAAGCGGGUAUCAGAGCCAAGGCUGACUUGCGCGAUGGCUACACUCCUGGGUACAAAUUCAACGACUGGGAGCAAAAGGGCGUUCCCCUCCGUCUCGAAAUCGGCCCGAACGAUAUCGCCAAGCAACAGACUCUCACUGUCCGUCGAGAUACGGGAGUCAAGAACCCUAUUCCCACGGCUGACAUCGGGAAAACUGUCACUGAAUUGCUGGAGACGAUACAGAACGACAUGUUCACACGCGCUCGCGAUACUUACUUUUCCCGCUUGAAGGAGGUCACCAAGUGGGAGGAUGUCGUGCCGACUUUGGAUAACAAAUGCGUUGUGGUCUUACCGUGGUGCGAGGACGAGGCGUGUGAAGAUGAUAUCAAGGAGCGCAGUGCGCGUGCUACUCUCAAUGGUGAGGCGCAAGACGAGCGAGCCCCAUCUGCCGGUGCCAAGUCGUUAGCUAUUCCAUUCGACCAGUCGAGAUGGACUCCUAUCGAACCUGGCAAGACUAAAUGCCCGGCUUGCGGGAAGGACGCGAAGCGCUGGACGAUGUUUGGCAGAUCUUACUAG
Desarmillaria tabescens is the source of this 2133-nucleotide messenger RNA. RefSeq lists its product as uncharacterized. Lineage: Eukaryota; Fungi; Basidiomycota; Agaricomycetes; Agaricales; Physalacriaceae. The transcript has 7 exons. Gene Ontology annotation, molecular function: aminoacyl-tRNA deacylase activity; proline-tRNA ligase activity; ATP binding. Gene Ontology annotation, biological process: prolyl-tRNA aminoacylation. Bases 1 to 2133 code for a protein of 710 amino acids. Gene Ontology annotation, cellular component: cytoplasm; aminoacyl-tRNA synthetase multienzyme complex. The record is from RefSeq and is a predicted model, not a curated record.